Punica granatum (pomegranate) is the source of this 2413-nucleotide messenger RNA. Lineage: Eukaryota; Viridiplantae; Streptophyta; Magnoliopsida; Myrtales; Lythraceae. The record is from RefSeq and is a predicted model, not a curated record.
AAAUACUUCACGCUUGAAUUUGUCUUUCUUCACUGUGGCCUCUCUCCUUCUGCCCUCUCUGCUACCCUACGAAGACCCCAAAAUCUCCACUGGAACAUCCCAUACACGCAGACAGAGGAGAGAGGAAGCAGCUACAAAGGUUCCUCAGACAAGGUCUGGUCUCAGAUUCUUUGCGAACCCAUCAAGAAAUUCUUUGCUCAUCCCUGCGAACAAGACAUUGGGGUGAGCUUCUCCGGCAAAAUUCUGAUGUCCUGUCUUUCUGGUCGGAGAUGCUCUGUUUCUUCUGCGAGCCCGUUGGGUGAAUCUUCCGGCGGGUUUUCCAGCUCGGAGCUCGUUUUUCGCCGGCUGUGAGUUCCUUGCGGAGAUGGGUUUGGUGAAGAACCUGGGAAAGGCGAUUACGUUUCUUCUUUCACUGGGUGUUCAUGGUGGCUUUCGGACGUCAGUUCCAUCGCCUCCAUAGAAGAUGAUGAUAUCCACUACGUGCCCCCCCAAAGUUCACCAUCAUCUUGCUAAAAGAUCGAUGGGAUUCUAAGGAGGCCUGGCAGGUAGACAGGAUCGGCACAAUUAAAUUCUCUAAUGCAGACGUCGUGACGGGAAUUUGAGAAUGCCUAAGAGAGCAUAUUGUCAGGUGAAGCAAGAGUUCGACCCUUACUUGCCACAAUUCCACGCCUUAGAUCGCUUGGGAACUCAUUUCUAUACCCAGAAUUACCUUAAGAAGUUCUGCACGCUAGACUCAUCCUCCGCUUCUAGUAAUCCGAUAUUGACCCAAGACUGUCUCUUCCAACGAUACGAUCAUCAGAGUUCCCCUGAGGAUCACACCCGAGCCUCUUCGAUUAGUGGGUCCUGCCUCACUGAUGAAUCAGAUGACUUUAAGCACAAGCUGAGGGAGCUCGAGACUGUGAUGCUGGGACCUGAUGAUCCAGAUAUUUUUUAUAGUAAUAACGACAGUAAGAGAGAGUCAGACUUAUCCCUCCCUUGGAGGAUAUUGAUGGAUCCCAUUUCUAUCUCUUUUGGCGAUCUGAAGCAAGUUCUUAUUGACUCGGCAAAGGCAGUUUCUGAAGAUGAUCUUUCGACGGCCCAGCGGUUGAUGGGCAAGUUGCGUGGGAUGGUCUCUGUUUCUGGGGAACCAAUCCAACGGCUAGGAGCAUACAUGUUGGAAGGGCUAGUAGCGAGACUGGCCUCCUCAGGAAGUUCGAUUUAUAAGGCCUUGAGGGGCAAAGAACCUGAGAGCACCGAGCUGCUCUCAUACAUGCACAUCCUUUACGAAGUCUGCCCAUAUUUUAAGUUUGGAUACAUGUCUGCAAACGGGGCUAUUGCAGAGGCCAUGAAGGACGAGAAGCUUGUCCACAUUGUUGAUUUCCAGAUUGGGCAGGGGUCUCAGUGGAUCACCCUGAUCCAGGCCUUCGCAGCCCGUCCCGGUGGGGCCCCUCAUAUUCGGAUCACGGGCCUAGACGACUCUACAUCAGCGUAUGCCAGGGGAGGCGGGCUGGAGAUCGUGGGGAAGAGGCUCUCCAGGCUCGCGGAGUCAUUUGGAGUCCCCUUUGAGUUCCAUGCAGUGACAGCAGUCUCAGGCCGUGAUGUCGAACCUAAGAACCUGUGCCUCAGGCCUAAUGAGGCCUUGGCUGUGAACUUUGCAUUUGUGCUCCACCACAUGCCUGAUGAAAGUGUGAGUACCCUGAACCAUCGGGACCGGCUCUUAAGGAUGGUCAAGGGCCUGUCACCGAAGGUCGUGACCCUCGUGGAACAAGAAUCCAAUACCAACACCGCGCCUUUCUUCCCGAGAUUCGUGGAGACUCUGAACUAUUACACAGCCAUGUUCGAGUCGAUUGAUGUGACGCUUCCGAGAGAACACAAGGAGAGGAUCAACGUGGAGCAGCACUGCCUCGCGAGAGAUGUUGUCAACAUAAUCGCGUGUGAGGGGGCGGAGAGGGUUGAGAGGCACGAGCUUCUCGGCAAGUGGAGGUCAAGGUUUUCUAUGGCCGGGUUCAGCCCGUACCCUCUGAGCUCCUUAGUGAACUCCGCCAUUAAGACGCUGCUGGAGAAUUACUCAUACAAGUACCGGCUCGAGGAGAGGGGUGGGGCGCUGUAUCUCGGAUGGAUGGAUAGAGAUUUGGUCGCUUCUUCGGCAUGGAAAUGACAGCUUUCGGAAAAAGCAGCCCAAAACUUUCGGGCUAUAGAACGCAUCUGUUUUACUCUUUUUUUUUCCUCUCAAAAACUGUGUACUUUGUAUAGAUACCGAGGCGCACCUCUCGGGGAUCAGAGGUUUUUUGAGGGCAGAGGUCGAGUAAACUCCGAGCCGGGCUGCUUGCUCUAUUGAUGUUUGUUGUAGUUGUAGCAGGAAGGACUUUGCUUCUUCUGCAUUAUCUUGGGUUUUGCCAGCAACCAUUUUCAAUAAAUUGAUGGUUGUGGACCA